Messenger RNA from Peromyscus leucopus (white-footed mouse), 1778 nucleotides. Its product is annotated as neuroblastoma suppressor of tumorigenicity 1. The coding region runs from base 213 to 749 and encodes 178 amino acids. NCBI's taxonomy places the organism in Eukaryota, Metazoa, Chordata, Mammalia, Rodentia, Cricetidae. The transcript has 4 exons. Gene Ontology annotation, biological process: animal organ morphogenesis. Gene Ontology annotation, molecular function: BMP binding; receptor ligand activity. The record is from RefSeq and is a predicted model, not a curated record.
UCGGCCCGCUGCUCCCCCGCGCCUCGCGCCCGCCCGGGGCCGCAGACGGCCAGCAGAGCAGCCCAGCCGAGCCUCGCGGGGCCGCCCCAGCCCGAGGACCCCGGGUCUGCGACCCCCGAGGCCACCAACCCCCCUCCCAGGACCCCUAGGAGGACGCGCCGCGCUCCCCCUGCCGCCGCGCGCGUUCCAGGGCUCUGGAGGUCACGGGCACAAUGCUUUGGGCCCUGGUGGGGACCGUCCUCCCUGUCAUGUUGCUGGCUGCCCCACCACCCAUCAACAAGCUGGCCCUGUUUCCGGACAAGAGUGCCUGGUGUGAAGCCAAGAACAUCACACAGAUUGUGGGCCACAGCGGCUGUGAGGCCAAGUCCAUCCAGAACAGGGCCUGCCUAGGACAGUGCUUCAGCUACAGCGUCCCCAACACCUUCCCGCAGUCCACAGAGUCCCUGGUGCACUGUGACUCCUGCAUGCCGGCCCAGUCCAUGUGGGAGAUUGUGACCUUGGAGUGUCCUGGCCACGAGGAGGUGCCCAGGGUGGACAAGCUGGUGGAGAAGAUUGUACAUUGCAGCUGCCAGGCCUGCGGCAAGGAGCCCAGUCACGAGGGCCUGAGUGUCUACGUGCAGGGUGAAGACGGGCUGGGCUCCCAGCCUGGGCCACACCCCCACCCCCACCCCCACCCCGGUGGCCAGACCCCUGAGCCUGAAGAACCUCCGGGAGCCCCUCAGGUUGAGGAAGAGGGGGCUGAGGACUGAGGGCCCCCAACUCUUCCUCCCCUCUCGUCCCCUGUGGAAUGUUGGGUCCCACCCUCCAGGGAAGAGGGAGGGGAGAGGUAGAAGCCCUCCUCCUCUUGGCACUGGAUGGACUUGGAAUGCUGCCCGGUUGUCAUGGAGAUCUGAAGGGAGGGGCUGGAGCCAAGCUGCACGAUUUAAUAUAUGCAAGAUGCAGGGAGGGGCGGGGGGUGAGGAAGCAGACAUCCUCAGGGCUCCUUUUUGGAAGGUGAAGAAGUGUGGUCUCUCCUUUGCUUUCUAGAAAUGGGUCCCUGGGAUGGAGAGGGAGUGGGCUGAGCUGCUGAGGAUGAGCGACACCCUCAAAUGGGGCGGCAGGCCCAGGCCAAGGUCCACACAACUCCUGACGGGCAGGCUCCCCAGGGAUGGGCAGAGGGUGGGUACCAUGCCAGCAUCCUCUUUGCGGGAGGGUCUGGGCUGGGAAGACUCCUGGCAGAAGCAGGAAGCUCCAGCCCCCCAGGUCUCCCUCACGCCCCACCUCCAGGGAAGCAACCUUGCGUGGGGUGGUCUCGGAGUCGUGCUGGGGCAGGACCCCACUGACUCAGGUGCCAGAGUCACUGCAGAAGAAAACAUCCUUCCUGCCUCUCCCUCCAGAGAUCUUAGCACUCUGCUCGCCGCGUUCUGGACCCUUUGGGAAGCUGAGGCAGCCAGCCCCACUGUUUUUCUGAAUGGGGGGGGCAUGCUUGGUUUAUCUCCCUCGCCUGGGACCAUAGUGGACAGGAGGCCCUGCGUAGGGCCCCUGCUGACCCCGGCUCCCCAUUCUGUUCUUCCCUCUUCUCCUUCCCGGCUGCACUUUAACCCGAGGGCAGGCAGGUAGUGAGGAAGAGCCCUCUGAUAUGUGGGCACCAUUGUUUGUGUCCAGGGGGCUGCCAGCUCACCCCCUGCCUGGGGGUGCCCCGGCCCGUGGCUGUUUGACGAGAGCCUUAGAGCUUGUAACCAGUAGCCAUCUCCCCUGAACCCGAGUGUUUUCAUGAAUAAAUACCUUCGACGCCUCCA